Molecule: messenger RNA, 2558 nt
Organism: Puntigrus tetrazona (Sumatra barb)
Lineage: Eukaryota; Metazoa; Chordata; Actinopteri; Cypriniformes; Cyprinidae
Product: GTPase IMAP family member 8
Exons: 7
Coding region: 184-1992 (602 amino acids)
Molecular function (GO): GTP binding
Source: RefSeq, a predicted model, not a curated record
GAACAUGUAGUUGAAGUAAACUGUGUUCAUCCUGGUGUCAGUCUGGAAGAUUUGUAUAUUCGCUUAAAUGUGAUUUUAUAGAUUUUUUGGGGGUUUUGCAGAGUUUUUUAAUUGUAGUUUGAUUCUCUUUCCUUACUUUUGCAUGGUAUUUUGGAUAACAAAACAGAAACAUAUGCAAGAACGAUGGUUGAAGAGUUGAGAGCAGUUCUGAUUGGAAGGCAUCACUCUGGAAAAACAUCGGUGAUUAACACUAUUUUAGAUACCAGUGAAACAGAAGCUGAAGGAGAUGAUCAUAUUAAGAGAGAGGGGUUUAUUGAGGGAAAGAAAGUCAGUCUGGUUGAAACUCCUGGCUGGUGGAAAACCUUCAAUCCGAGAGAUUUAUCCAACAUCUCCAAACAGCAGCUGCUUCUCAGGAUUUCUCUGAUUUCUCCCGGACCUCACGUGGUUCUGAUCGUGAUUCGGGCCGAUUCUGCGUUCACUGACCCUGAUGAGAGGUUUCUGAAGGAGCAUGAGGAGCUUCUGGGUCCCAGUGUCUGGACUCACUCCCUCGUCAUCUUCACAAGAGGAGAUUUAAUUCAACGAGAAGAGAUAGAGCGGCGUAUUCGAGAAGACGGGUCGGCUCUCAAGCGGGUCAUUGAGAGAUGCGGAAAUAAAUAUCUUGUUUUUAACAAUUCAAACCAUCACGACCGAACCCAAGUUAAGGAGCUGUUUAAGAAAACUGAAGGAGUUGUUGGGAAGAAUAACGGCAAGCUUUUUAACAUCGACCUGGAAAAAGUAAAGGACGUCAAUGAGCAGUGGGAGGAAAUUCAGACCAGAGCGAAUUCUAGAAAAUCCAGAGUACAGGAGGAACGCUCGAUACUUCAAGAGAAAGCACAUGUGCAUGGUCUUGAAGAGAUCAGAGUUGUUUUGCUGGGAUGGGUGUUUUGUGGAAAGAGUUCAGCCGGAAACAUCAUCUUGAACCAGGAUGAAUUUGCCACAGGAGGAAGAACCAGAGAAUGCUCGAGAGGGUUUGGAGAUGUAGACGGAAGGAAGAUGACGGUGUUGGACACUCCAGGCUGGUGGAAGUACUUUGCAUCUGAAUUUAACCCCGAUUUCAUUAGAUCUGCGAUCUUAGAAAGCGUUUCAGAGUGUAAGAAGCUCCCUCACGCCAUGCUGCUCGUGAUUCCUGCAGAUACAUCAUUUCAGGAAGAACAAAAGAGAAUCACUGAGCAAAAUAUGUCCAUCCUGGGAGACGGCGUCUGGAGACACACCAUCGUUUUGUUCACGUGGGGCGACCGAUUCAAAGACAUCUCCAUCGAGCAGCACAUCGAGGCUGAAGGAGAAGCUCUCCGGUGGCUGAUUGAGAAAUGCAGGAACAGAUAUCACGUCUUCAACAACGCGGACAAGAAGAAUCGAGAUCAAGUCACAGAGCUGGUCCAGAAGAUCGAGGAGAUGGUGGCAGAAAACUGCUCGUUUCGCCUCAAUGCACCGAAAAUCUGCGACGAGAAAAGCUGUCUGAGAAACGACAAACAGGAGGAUCUCGAUAUGAAGAUCAAGCUGAAGGAUGUCUGCCACUUUCUGGACGAGGGCUUUAAGAGAGAAGCUGGAGAGAUAAGAGGGAAGAUAGAAAAGCUAUGCAUGGAUAUCUUGGAUGUACAGCUAAACCUUCAGGACUCUUGGAGUAUGGAUGAUCCUAUUGACUUAGCCCGAGACGAUUCCCGUAGACCACUAAAAGCGAUCCGUGCACCUCAACAAGACACCACCUCUAAUCCGAUUAAUGCUCUUCUUGUGAGAGAGUUCAGCAGAUGGGAAAGUAUCAUCAUAGACGGUGUUCAGGAAAGCCUGCAGGACAUCAAAUCAUCCAUUGAGCUCUCUCAGGCUGAGAAGAGGCAGAAGACAGAGGAUGCUGUUGAGAGAUGGCUACAGAACUGCUACCACUAUGUUGAACAUACUAUUGAUAAAAUACGAGAUCCAGAAACAGCGAUCAGGAGAAAAAGACUAAAAAUACAAUGAUUACUGAAUAAUGUACUGUUUGUCUGUGUGUGUGUGUAUAUAUAUAUAUAUAUAUAUAUAUAUAUAUAUAUAUAUAUAUGUAUACACACAAUGCAUGAUGUUAUUUAAUUAGGAUUUUAUAUGUCCCUGAAUCACUUCACAUGAGUUAUAGACGUUGCAGCUGUAUUUUGUGUUUUGCUUGAGAACAAGUUUACAGUCAUCUUCUCUCUGUUGAGUCCACAAAUGAAGGACAGUGUUUAUAAACGGGCCACGAAAAGUAAGCAAAUCUUUUGAAGCGCAAGGAGAAAAUUCAAAGUGAAGCAGCGGCGAGCUGGUUGAGGAAACUUAAAAGGCGUAAGUUGAGGAAACUUAAAAGGCGUAAGUUGAGGAAACUUAAAAGGCGUAAGUUGAGGAAACUUAAAAAGGCGUAAGUUGAGGAAACUUAAAAGGCGUAAGUUGAGGAAACUUAAAAGGCGUAAGUUGAGGAAACUUAAAAAGCGUAAGUUGAGGAAACUUAAAAGGCGUAAGUUGAGGAAACUUAAAAGGCGUAAGUUGAGGAAACUUAAAAAGCGUAAGUUGAGGAAACU